This is a messenger RNA of Aspergillus steynii IBT 23096, 1180 nucleotides long. RefSeq lists its product as uncharacterized. Lineage: Eukaryota; Fungi; Ascomycota; Eurotiomycetes; Eurotiales; Aspergillaceae. The record is from RefSeq and is a predicted model, not a curated record. The transcript has 3 exons. The coding region runs from base 240 to 1001 and encodes 253 amino acids.
CUUCUUCUUCUUCUUCUUUUCUUCCAUUCAUCCCCGUUCCCCUGGUCCCUGUACUCCCCUGGAUACCUCCGUCACCCAAGCUUUGUCCUACCUGACAAGACUCGGUACGACCUCAACUAUACAUUCCUGAGCUCAACCAAUUGCCUAUCUAUUUAUCCUCGGUCAUCUCGUUCCCGUUUUUCAAUCCAUCUCCAAUCCAUCUUCUGUCACUCCAGUUUCAAUCUUCCCACAUUCACAUCAUGGCUGCUCCUCGAUCAUCGUCAUUGCGUGCUUUGCGCCUGCUGUCUCAGCAGCACACUGCCACUCCCAGCAUCCGCCGAGGGUUACACAUCACCGGCGCCAACUCGGCCCAGCCGGCCAAUGUCUCGGACAAGAGCACUUUGUAUGCUGCUCGCAGUCUCCCCGAUCUCAAGAGCGAGUGCCAGAAACGGUCCUUGAGAGCCAACGGCAGCCAUCCCGAGCUCGUCGAACGUCUUGCCAACCAUGACUUCCUUCAGUCGCGGGCCUUCAGCAUCGCCAUGCGGAGAAUUAACGGCAGCUCCACUUCCGAGAAAGCCUCGGGUCGUCAGUUUAACACGUCUCGGGCCCAGAAGGCCGUAAAUGACUCAUCGACCGUGGACUUUGCCUACCUGCCGUCCCUGUCGGACAUCGACCCCCCGGCACCUCGCGCUGAUCUGCGCAUCCCGGUCCUUCCCGACGCCUACAACCACCACGAGACUGGCACCCAGGCCACUAGCUCGCCGAUGAAGCCCCAGGUCUACACGGUUUCCGGGGAGGGGGCCGACGUCUCCGUCAGUCCGAUGACGGAGGUCGUGGACAACCACUCGGUGGAUAUCGACCCGUUCUCCCUGACGGAGGCGGUUGGCAAGUCGCGCUUCGAGGCGCAGCUGCAACAACAGAAGGCGGCGUCCGGUGAGCCCGGCGUCGUCCGCGAACUGUGGACGGGGAUGUGGGAGGAUAUCUUCCGUCCCAGUCAGUCGAGUCAUCAAACUAAACAGUGAUUCGAGCUGGUCUUGUUGAUUUCCAUUAGCGAUAUAGUAUUACUUCAAUGUCCGGGGUGACUUGGUUUCAUAAUUUUACUCUACGGAGCUAUAUGUCCGGGAACAUAUUUGGCAUCUACAAUUGAUGAUUUGAGUUGUUUCAAGGGUUUGAACUGUUAGUCUGUACACACGGUAACCGG